CGCAUAACCCAUGACCUCAUUGUGACCUUCACAUUGGUUUCUCUUUCCUGGCGAGACGACUGUGGUUGCCAUUUAAAAAUGUCAAUCUUUGAUGUGCUUAACAUGGCUCUAAGUAUCUUCUUUUGACAGUCAUUCAUCCUUUCUCAUUGUAUUGUAAGAGCCUAGAUGAUUGUGGUAACAGUGAAGCAGAAACUUACAAUGCAGGAAGAAGAGGGGUGUGAACGAUGGCUGGUGGUAAUUGCAGCCUUUUUUACCCAGUUCAUCAUCUGUGGAGUCACUUACAGCCUUGGUAUUUUUCAUGUGGUUUUUAAAGAUGUCUUUUAUGAGUCACACUUUGACACGUCAUGGAUUGGAUCUAUUUUGCUGUACAUCACAGCACUCUCAAGUGUGAUGUUCCGGUUUGUCACCAGUUACUGGGGCAGCAGAGUCAGUGUUAUGCUUGGUGGUUUUCUGGCUGCAGCAGGACUUGCCUUGUGUGUUGUUGUUCAAGAACUUUAUCAGUUAUAUCUGGCAUUUGGUCUUUUGACAGGUGUUGGUUUUGGUUUAGCCUGCUCUCCAUCAAUAGUUGCUGUGGAACGUAUUUUUAUCCAUGGACGUUACCAAGCUCUGAGUGUGGUGGUAGCUGGCAUUGGAGCAGGGAUUAUUACCUUCCCCAUCCUAAUUCGUUAUCUCUUGGACUACUUUGCAUGGCGUGGAACCAUGCUCAUUCUCUCAGGCAUUGCGCUAAAUUUGUGUGUGUGUGGUGCUACUAUGAGGCCUCGUCCCCAUGAUAAGGAGCUGAGGUUGCUUCCUUUGUUGUCCUGUCAUCCUAUGCGUCAUCCACUUUUCCAUGGCAUGUGUAUUGCAAACCUCUUCUGGAGUUUUGGAUCAACAGUGAUCUACAUGUAUCUUCCUGCAUAUGCCCUGUCCCAAGGCACUUCUUUUGAGACUACCACACUGCUAGUGUCCUGUGUUGGCAUGGCCAGUUUCAUUUCUCGCUUGAUCUUUGCAUUUAUGGGACACAACUCCACUCUUGAUGAGGUAACAUCUGUGCUCUGUUCAGUUGGACUAGGUGUGGUCAUCACAGGUAUCUGUCCUCUCUUAUUUGAACACUACCCUGGACAGAUUGGCUACACUUUACUCUUUGGAUUUUACAGUGGUUUUUGGACCACCUUUCUUUCUCAAGUAUCUCGAGAAUUGAUUGGACCUGAGUACAUUGCCCUUGGUAAUGGAUACUUGUCUUUCAUGGUGGCACUGGGUUCACUGACAGCUGGUCCCGCAGCAGGGCUUCUUAUUCAGGAAGAGAAUGAAUUCGAGCAUGCUUUUUAUUUAGCUGGUGCCUGUCUGCUUUGGAGCUCCAUCAUCAUGGUCAUGUUCAAGUUGAAACGAUGUGUGGCACCUUCUCGUGAUGACUAUGAUAAAUUAAAAGAAAAAAUGACAGAUGUGCAGAAGGUGCCACUGAUGCUGGAGGAUAUAAACAGCAAGGAGAAGGUGCAGAUGCUUGCUGAUGAGAUUGUCGUUGACACUGUCAUCACCUCUGUGUAACAAAGAUGGAGAAGACCAGAGUCAAGGAUUGGAUUGUUAUAACUCAGUGAAGUUGUGAAUGUUGACUCUUACUGUAAAGUGAAGGAACAUUGCUUCAAAGGCGAAGAAACCUAUAAGAAAGCCGUAUUCGGUGUUUAUUUAUUGAGGAAUCUAUCUGUAUGUUUGAUUCCAUUGCACAUCUGUUUAUUUAGGCUUUUUCCUGUUUCAUAGUAUGCAAUGUUCGUAAGUUUUGCUAAUGUGAUUCUCGUGAUACUCAUCUUGCUUACUAGAAUUGAAAAUAUAUAACUGAAGAAAAUGUUUUUUUGCAAGAAUCUUUUGUACUGUGGUGAUGUUUUGGUAAGGUUAGGUAACAUUAAUGAAUUGGUUCUGCUGAAAGAUUAGGUAUAGCGAAUGUGCUAUUCUUCUUACAGUCAUAAUAUUGAGGACAGACUUAGUCCUAGAUCAGUUUGGUGAAUAAAUCUGAUGACACCUGGACCAGCCAUAUGUUUGAAUUAAAUUAUUACUCACCUCUUCUGUAAACAUUACUUCAAACACCGUUUCCCACCUUGCUAGUCCUUUUUCACAGCCUUCCUUGAUUGUCUUCCUUUUGCAAUGUCAUAUUACAUUUUCUGUAUUUCAUUUUAUUCUUCAUUAGUACUGUUGUUUAUUCUUUUAUAGUUCAUAUGUUAUUUAUUUGUUUUCCUGUCCCUUGUAUGCUGUCCAUGUUUCGAUUGCAUUCUUGGGCGCUAAGGGCAUACUUCUUAGGAGUGUGAGUAUGCACUUUACAAAUUUUGCAUUUAUUAUUAUUAAUUUCAUAGUAUUUUUUUGCAUUCCAAGUUAAUUUCAUAUUAAUAUGUUUUGUUACUUGGAGAUUUAAAAGUAAUAUUUCUUAAAUUUUCAUGAGUUUCUGAACAUUUUAAAGUGAAAAUUGGCAGUUUUGAUUAUAGUUAUUUGUGAAUUUUCCACUUCACUAGAACUAGACAUUAAACACAACAUUCUACUAAAAACCUUCAAUGUUUUCCACAUGAACACACAUAUAAAUAGACGAGAUUCAAAUUUAUCCUACUCUUUACGCGAUUCUAAGCAGUUUUAUUUUGCCUUUAGAAUCCCUUUAAUAAGUUUUGUCCAUUGACAUGUAUUGAACAUUUUAAAGAGUGUGCUAUCUUUGAAUCGGAUACUGCUAUAUAUGGCAGACCUUUUUCCCUUGGAUUGAAGGUUAGAAUAUAUCGUUAAAGGUUUAAUCCAUUCUUAAUGUAAAUAUUUUUCCAUUUCCUCCUACCCACACAAAUGAAAAUUUGAAAGCUUUUUAUUGCUUAGGUUUCACUUUAAGGAUAAGUAUGAAUGACUUCUCAUUUUAAGGGUGGAUUCACCAAAAUAUGUGUUCUGAGCUCAUUCUGGUUAACAGUAUGAAAGAAACAAGAUAGUAUUCAGGAUGCUGUUAAACUUUGCAAGGGUGUCAUGAAGAUAUUUAAAGCAGCCAGAUAGUGGAGUAAAGUUAGUCCCUAAUAAUUCUAUUAUUUAGGAGUGACGUAUUGAGACUUUUUGUUGUUAGAGUGGCACCAUCUUUUCUCCCUCACUACCUUUCCUUUCUCAGCCCUUUAUAGAUCAGGUACCCAUUUAACAGAGGGAAAACUUGUUGGGGAAGCAUGCUUCACAGUACAGUAAUUAAACUGGCUAGUGUGAGUGCUUCCAAUCUCAGAGGCCCUUUCCCUACCUACUCAGCUGUUAACUUUACCAACCAGAUUAUAUGUGCAGACAUUGGUAUGCAGAUAAAUUGUGUUCUCAUUGCCAGCUUUUAAAAUUUAUUAUAAGGCACCAAAUGGAUUUUCUUGUACAGCAAAACAGAAUAAUUUUAUAGACACAUUGGUGGAACUAACAAAAACCUGUAGUUAAAAUCUGAUGUAGGGACACACUUCAUUUCGACAACUGCUUUCAAAUGAUGUUUGUCCCCAUGUCAGAGGUUUGCACUUUGAUGUUCACAGCCAAACAUAAUUAAGAUAGAUGCGUGUGCACAGACUUGACAACAAAUAAAAUAGCACAGAUGUUUGUUAGAAAAAUUAUAUGCGGGAUAGAAAGAAAAAUUGCGUGCAGCAUUUAUAAGUAUGUCCUUGAGACCAGGUUGGACAACUAUGUCUGGCCCUUUUAGCCCCUACUAAGGUAUAAUCAUAAUGGCAUUAUGAGUCUGCUGACCAGUAAGACCUAAUCCUACACAGAUACUUAAAGACAGUGAUUCUUAACCGGGGUUCAAUCGAACCCUAGGGGUUCAGUGAGUCGGUCUCAGGGGUUCGGCGGAACCUCUGCCACGGAGGUCAAGACACACCUAUUCAUGAUGACACUAAAGAAGGGUUUGGUGAAUGUACAUAUGAAACUUGUGGGUUCGGUACCUCAAACAAGGUUAAGAACCACUGCUUUAAGAUCAUCAUAAAGAAUUUUUGUCCAGUCUACACAAACGGAACAUGAUCUUCAUUGAGAGACAAAACUAAUGUUGCUCAAUCUAAGAUAAAGGAAUGUGGGGUGGACUGUAGAAAUUACAGUGUUAUAAUAUGUCCGCUAACCACUGCACAGAACCAGUCACUGCUAGAGUAAAAAUUCUUAAAGUAUUUCAAAGUUGCACCAGCCACCAUUCUCCCACUUCACAGAAUGGCAUUUGGAAGAUCUUUGUGUCUACAGCCAUAACCAAUACUGUAAUGCAAUGUCCUGUUAACUUCUUCAUAACUUUGUAUUAAAAAUGUUCCUAUUCUGUGAAAAAGACAACAUAAACAAGUCUUUUUUCAAUGAAGUGACCACGGCUUUUGUUUUAGAAGUUGUUACAAAUGCUUGUGAUAAGUUGACAUGUAGGGGACUAGAAAAAAAUAGGGCCUCUCUGGCAACAAAAGUGAACGAUUUUUCACCAUUCGAAAAUGAACAUCACUCCUAAAAUAAUGGAACAGGCUAAGGCACGAAUUUUGUACCCAUACCUUGUCCACAAUCACUUUUUCAGGUGUUCACUGAUCAGAGGUUGUUUUGAGUUAAAAACCGAUCCAUGCGGACCAAAUGUACUGUGAUGGGAUAUGUUUGCUGCUCAGAUGGCUUACACAUCACAUGUAGUAAACUUCAAUCUGUAAAUUCUCUCUACAGCCAUAUUUUGUGACUGUCAGUAAAACUGUCAACUUAGAAACUGCUGCUUUAGACUUUUAAAUCAUUGGGGAUUUUUGUUGAUAUUUUUAAAAAGAUUUUAAAUUUAACCUAUAGCAUAAAUUCCAUUUUAGUUAAUGAACAGUAUGUUUAUGGACUUGGUCAUUGCAGAAUGGUUGUAUUAAGAUCAUUUGUUGAUGAAUUUCUCUGUUUUGAAUUGUUCAUAUUUCCUUCUGUAAUGUUAAUAACAGAGAGAAAUGGUAUAAUAUGUUCAUUAUACCAAGGUGCCUCUGUACAUUGCUUUACACGUGUAGGUUGGGCUGCAAGAGACAUUUCAUCCAUGGAAGUGCCCAAGGGUCUGUUGGCCAUCUGAAAUCUCUGGCCACUUUGAUAAGAUUUUAUUUUCAUCAAGUAACAUUGCUCAAAGUACAUGUCUUAGUGAUGGCCACUACUUUCUAGACCAGUGGUGCCCAACCUUUUCUUGCCUGAGAGCUCCACUGGACAUGUUAUAAAAUGUUGUGGGCCAGAACAUCGCGGUUUUGCCAGAAUCAUGAUGUUAAAAUAAAAUUAUGUUGUGUCUGGUCAUAAUGAGCGGGCCAGACGAGGCCCACUGGCCAUAGAUUGGGCACCCCUGUUCUAGACAGCCACACUACUAUGUGCACACCUAUGUACAACAUAAUUUCUCUCCCAGCACACACACACAUGCUGUCUGUCUCUCUCACACACACAUUUAAAUCGUUCCCAUACUUGCACGCACGUACACACACACAUUUGUGUAGAUGCAUAUGGAAUUAAAGCGUCAGCAUAUAGUUCUGAUGGUGCAAACUAUGGAUAGUUUCAGUCAGUAGUUCAGCUAGCUGUAUGUACCAUCAGGUUAGUCAGACUUUGAUAUAUGGGAAAGAGAAACCUAUGCUAGCGUGUGGUACAUGUGCAGUUUCACUUUCUGUUUCUGUAAGUAAACAUUCUUAUAAAGUUUCACUGUUAUGAAUUGAAUUUUGUAACCAUUGUGUAGAUAUAUCUCUUGGUGGGUAGCAGCAUUAUGAUGUGUAUUAAACCUCACACUCAAUGCAGCCAAUAUCUGCCACAUUGAUCUAGCCUGCGAGAUCCAACUCUGAUAUUUCUAGUAGUUGAACAUGUUGAACUCUUGGAACAUAGAAUAUUUGGUGUGUGAGAGGGCGUGGGUGAAUGAUAAUUGUUUCUAGAGUUUGCUUUGUAGCAUAUAAGUACUGAGGGUGUGUGAACAAAAAGAGUAAUACAGAAAGUGAGCGCACAGAGCUCAUAUGUAAGGAUUAAUUAUCAGACGUGUUGUCUUUUGCCAGCAUGUGGUGCUGUUCAUAUAAGGUGUCAUUGAUGCUUGGUUUUUCAUUGUCACAUUUAGUGUGUCUGCUGAUUGUGUGCUUGGAGAAAAUCACGUACACUCUGUAAAUAAACAGGUUUGAAUUUUGACAAAGAUUUGUAGAUGUGGUUUGAUGAAGAUAUUGGCACUGUAGAUUCAAUCACCUACAAGCCAUUAAUGACAAUAUAAGGACCUAGGCUUUACACGUGGUCAUUAACACCAUCUUUCCACCUUCCACUAUAGCUUUCACCUUUUUAAAAUAUAGGUACACUUCGAUAUAAGGAAAUCAGAAAUGAAUGCUUAUGCUGCCAACAAUUGCAUGUCUUUCAAAAUUAAGGUGUUCCUAAGUUUCAGCUGUUAAAUUUGCUCUUUGAACACAUUGUAUUGUAAAAGAGAACUGAGCUCUUAUGCAGCCUAUUUUGCAGAAAAUGAUGGAACUAGGAGUGGAUCACUGAACCAUAUGUAAAAAUUUAUAUUUUUAAUAUAUCAGUAAUAUAGUACUGCUUGCAAGAUAAUUACAAAAUACUGCUUGCUGGUACCACCAGCUGCUGAUGCGUGGUGGAAAAAACAAUAAGUAGACAACAUUAUUCAUUCUGAUAUACAACUGCCUAAAUUGCUCACAUGUGAAAUUGUAUGAUUAUGUUAAAAGGAAAAGUUAUGGUGUAUGGCAUGUGUUUCAAAAUGUGUACUGUCUCAUUAUAAAUUUGGAUAACUUUCAUAUUUUCCAGUUAAUAAAAGAUAAUAGUGUCC
Pomacea canaliculata is the source of this 6703-nucleotide messenger RNA. Its product is annotated as monocarboxylate transporter 12-like. The coding region runs from base 166 to 1524 and encodes 452 amino acids. Gene Ontology annotation, molecular function: monocarboxylic acid transmembrane transporter activity. NCBI's taxonomy places the organism in Eukaryota, Metazoa, Mollusca, Gastropoda, Architaenioglossa, Ampullariidae. Gene Ontology annotation, biological process: monocarboxylic acid transport; transmembrane transport. The record is from RefSeq and is a predicted model, not a curated record. The transcript has 9 exons.